AUGGCCGCCCUUCGCACCACUCGCCUGUUGGCGUCUUCCCGCCCAUUGUUCACCUCCUCGGUCUUCGCACGCUCCUAUGCCACUGUCGAUCCCCUCUCCAAGGUCAGCGAAGCUACUUCCAGCAGCAGCAAAUUCGUGCCCGAGUCUCAAACCUCCACUGUCAAGGAACCUGCCCCUUCCGCCACGCCUCGUACCAAGACUUUCCAUGUCUACCGCUGGGAUCCCGAUACUCCCUCCGAGAAGCCUCGCAUGCAGAGCUAUACCCUUGACUUGAACAAGACCGGUCCUAUGAUGCUCGAUGCGUUGAUCCGUAUUAAGAAUGAGGUUGACCCGACAUUGACUUUCCGACGAAGCUGCCGUGAGGGUAUUUGCGGAAGUUGUGCUAUGAACAUUGACGGCGUCAACACUUUGGCUUGCUUGUGCCGUAUCCCUACCGAUACUACCAAGGAAUCUCGCAUUUAUCCUCUCCCACACACCUACGUCGUCAAGGACUUGGUUCCUGACCUGACCCAUUUCUACAAGCAAUACAAAUCGAUUAAGCCAUAUCUCCAAAGGGAUUCCAAGCCCGAGGAUGGUCUUGAGAACCGCCAAUCGAUCGAAGACCGCCGCAAGCUCGAUGGUCUCUACGAAUGUAUUCUUUGCGCCUGCUGCUCUACUUCAUGCCCCUCGUACUGGUGGAACAGCGAGGAAUACCUUGGACCUGCCAUUCUCCUCCAGUCAUACCGUUGGUUGGCCGAUUCCCGUGACCAGAAGACCGAGGAGCGCAAGGCAGCUUUGAACAACAGCAUGAGCGUGUACCGAUGCCACACCAUUCUCAACUGCUCACGGACAUGCCCCAAGGGUCUUAACCCUGGUAAGGCAAUUGCCGAGAUCAAGAAGAUGUUGGCGUUCUAG
Talaromyces marneffei is the source of this 894-nucleotide messenger RNA. RefSeq lists its product as uncharacterized. Gene Ontology annotation, cellular component: mitochondrial membrane. The transcript is spliced from 3 exons. Lineage: Eukaryota; Fungi; Ascomycota; Eurotiomycetes; Eurotiales; Trichocomaceae. The record is from RefSeq and is a predicted model, not a curated record. Gene Ontology annotation, molecular function: electron transfer activity; 2 iron, 2 sulfur cluster binding. Bases 1 to 894 code for a protein of 297 amino acids. Gene Ontology annotation, biological process: tricarboxylic acid cycle; respiratory electron transport chain; aerobic respiration.